Molecule: messenger RNA, 792 nt
Organism: Dermochelys coriacea (leatherback sea turtle)
Lineage: Eukaryota; Metazoa; Chordata; Testudines; Dermochelyidae
Exons: 6
Coding region: 1-762 (253 amino acids)
Source: RefSeq, a predicted model, not a curated record
AUGUGGCCAGCAGUGCACCAGAAGGAAGAGGACCAUACAGGAGCUUUUGGAGAUGGGGCGAGGAACAAGGAGAACCUUGCUUUCAAAAGAGCCAAGGAGGAAAGGGACACGGUCCAUGAAGAGAGACUGCUCCAGGGGUUCCUGGAGGAAGAGAGGAAGGUGGUUCAUCCAGCUCAUGUCACAGUACCAGCACCAGUGCAUGUGCCAACUACAAUGUCCGCAGGUGCGCAGCCAGUCAAUCGUCCAGUGUCAUCACCCUGCCUGCUGGCUGGGCGAGGUAACUCCUCAGGUCACUACCCUCUCCAGCCUGCCUUGGGCUUGGAGAGUGAGGAGGAGGGCGAGGGACAGCAGAUGACCCUGAACAUCCGCCAUCCAUCGCUCCAUCGCCUAGAGCAGGGACCCCCAGGGACUCAGAGGACAAGGAGGAGGAACGGGUGGAUGUGGUCACAGAGGAGGCUGCUCUCAAGAAUAUCCAAGAGCAGCUCCAGAGCCGAGAAAAGCACCAUGACACCUGCCCUGGAGCCAGAGCUGGAGAGCCAUGUCCUUCGAGCUGCCCUGCAUGCCGUCUUCACCCUGGGCACGGAGAAGGACACCACCCAAGUCCAGGAUCUGCAUAGGGUCUUGCCAGACAUCCUGGAUGCCAUGCUGGGGAACCUGCUGGCAGAGUCCCCAGACACUGACAAGCUCCACUACAUCUUGGAGAACAGCAGAAUUCCCCAGGAUGGGUCACCGUGUGGCACAGCUGGCUCUGUCCAUGAGUGAUCCAGCCAAGGACAUCAGCUGACAAGCCAG